Molecule: messenger RNA, 12812 nt
Organism: Gopherus flavomarginatus (Mexican gopher tortoise)
Lineage: Eukaryota; Metazoa; Chordata; Testudines; Testudinidae
Gene: ST8SIA1
Product: ST8 alpha-N-acetyl-neuraminide alpha-2,8-sialyltransferase 1
Exons: 5
Coding region: 1-1221 (406 amino acids)
Biological process (GO): N-glycan processing; oligosaccharide metabolic process
Molecular function (GO): alpha-N-acetylneuraminate alpha-2,8-sialyltransferase activity
Source: RefSeq, a predicted model, not a curated record
AUGGCCCCCGGCCCUAGAGCAGUCGGCCGGCCGGCGGGGAGCCCCCCGGGGAGCCGGCUCACCAUCGUGGCGGCUCUGUGUCUGUUGCAUGGGGGGCUGUGGCGCUCCGGCGGCCGCUCGCCGGGACUGAUGAGUGACUGCAGCCCGGCCCGGAGGAAGAUCUGCCGGGGGAGGCGGAGGAGGAUGGCGGCGGCGGGGCCGGUGUGUAAGUGUCCCCGGACCCGGUUGCCCGUGGGGGGAGCCAGUGCCUUGUGUGUCUUUGUCCUUUGCUGGCUCUACAUCUUCCCCGUGUACCGGCUGCCCGACGAGAAGGAGGUCGUGCAGGGGGUGCUGCUGCAGCAGGGCAAGGCGUGGAGGAGCAACCAGACCGCAGUCACCGGCUUCAGGAAACAGCUGGAAGACUGUUGUGACCCUGGUCAGCUCUUUGCUAUGACAAAACAGAACUCUCCGCUGGGAAAGAACCUCUGGUUUGAUGGGGAAUUUUUACAUUCCGUCACUAUUGACAAUGCAACUUACUCCCUUUUCCCACAGGCUACCCCAUUCCAGCUCCCAUUGAAGAAAUGCUCCGUGGUGGGAAAUGGUGGGAUUCUGAAGAAGAGUGGCUGUGGCAGACAAAUAGAUCAAGCAGAUUUUGUCAUGCGAUGCAACCUUCCUCCUCUGUCAAGUGAAUACAGCAAGGAUGUUGGAUCCAAGACCCAGCUGGUGACGGCUAAUCCCAGUAUAAUUGAGAAAAGAUUCCAGAAUCUGCUUUGGUCUAGAAAAACCUUUGUGGAUAGUGUUAAAGUCUAUAACCAUAGCUACAUCUAUAUGCCAGCCUUCUCUAUGAAGACAGGGACAGAGCCAUCCCUACGGGUUUACUACACCCUGGAGGACUUUGGUGCCAACCAAACGGUGCUCUUUGCCAAUCCCAACUUCCUCCGUGACAUUGGCAAGUUUUGGAAGAGCAGAGGAAUCCAUGCCAAGCGGCUUUCAACAGGUCUCUUCCUUGUCAGCGCAGCCCUAGGUCUGUGCGAAGAAGUAACCAUUUAUGGCUUCUGGCCUUUUUCAGUGGACCUGCAUGGGAGGUUUAUCAGCCAUCAUUACUAUGACAAUGUGUUGCCUGAUUCUGGGUUCCAUGCCAUGCCAGAGGAGUUUUUACAGCUCUGGUUUCUUCAUAAAAAUGGUGUAUUGAGAAUGCAGCUAGAACAGUGUGAGGCCCCUUUACUCCAGUCCUCUGCUUAAGGACCAUAAGGAAAGGCAUGGAGGAGCCUCUUUGUUUUAAUUUUCAUAUUCUCCAAAAAGAAAAUUAAAAGAGAAAGGGGGAAAUAUUUAUGGAUUUGCAGAGGUCUUAAAGAUGCUACUUGUUCCAUUGAUAAUGUGAAGGCCAAACAAGAGACACAUCCUUACACACAGUGUUUUGGAGAAAUAAGUAGCUCUCAUGGAAUUCAUUCUGCAUAAUUAUGAAAUUACUAUUGGAAGCAGCACCCCUGAACCUGAUUGGUUCCCAUUUGAAAAGAUCAAUUUAAAAGGGGCAUUAAGGAUUGGACAGAGGCUAACUGUGCUAAAUACUACUCGCUGUUGAAAGUCCUUUUAAUUCCAGAUUAGCACGACCCCCUUUCUUGCCUUCCUUUCUUACUACCUUCCUUCAAGCCAGGAGUGCUGAAUGUCACCAGCUCCCAGUGACUUCAGGGGAUGGAGCUGAGGGUGCUUAGACUCUGGUGAAACCAUGCCCAAUUUUUGUAAUCCCUAAAUAUUGGAAAAACCCCACCUAACCAGAGUAUUUAGCAGUGAUAGUCCAGAACUCUGCAGUUUACAACCAUGUUAAUGUAGCAUUAUGGACUAGAGAUGAUUGAAAAAUGGAAAUACAUUUUAAUGAAAUGCUGGCAAAUUCUUCGGGAAAUGUUGAAGCUAAAAACAAUUCAAGUAGCUUGGUUUUGGCCUAUUGUUGUAGAAUAGUAAGUUUUGUAAUAAGGGCUGCUCUUGACCAAUUUACUGUAUGUUCUUUGAGUCUCAUUCUGUAUUCCUUCUUACGUCAAAUGCUCACUGAUCUCAAUGGGAGUUUGAGGCGCACAAAGGUAUGCAGGCCCAAGUUCUUAAUUUACUUGUACUGCAGAUGGUACACAGUGAGUAUAGGUGUCUUUUAAAAUUUGUUUAAACACUGAAAAUCCUUUUUCCUUGAAGUCAUGUUUUGUUUGUGCGAUUAGAUCCCUUCCUGUCUAUAUUGCAAUGCUGGCCGUAAAGUCUUAUUUUUUAUUUUUCUCUCUAGAUCAUCUCUGGUCCAAGAUAUUGUUUGGGAAAAAACAACCAGCCUUUGGGAGCACUCUUUAAAAACUACAUAGUGAGCAAAGAGUAAAUGUCCCUGUCAGGUGCUUACAUAACACAGUCACUCUCCUUGAAAUCAGUGAGUUAUGUAAGUCUGUACAUUUCACUUAGGCUGUUCUAGCCUUUUCAUGGCUUCACAGACUGUUUUCAUUUUGUUUAUUCCUCAGCUGGCCCAUGGUCCUGGAACCUUUCUAAUGCACUGUAAAUUAGUACUCUUAUUUUUAGGACUGUGACAAAAAUAAAAUAGCGGAACGACAUCUUUGUCACAAUUUCGGCUGCAAGAUUAGCCUUUUAAAUUCAGAUCUGCAUCCUUGUUGCUCUCUGCUCCAUCACUAGCAGCUACAAACUGUCAAAACAGCAAUGGUUUUUUGGGGGAGGGGGGAAAGAGGGUAUGUCCUGUCAUGCUUUGAUGUUUUUAUUUUUAGUGUCAGCUGCCUGCAAUAUGGAAAUAAUAAUUUAAAAAAUCCCUCAAAUGUCUGUGUAGGACAGAAACAGAGAAAUCUUCACACUUCUGAAAUUUUUAACUGUACAUUUCAGAAUAAAAUCAUUUUAAGUAUUAAUAUUCCAGAACAUGAAAUGGGCAUCGUUAUUUAGGUUUACAGUCCUAAAAGAAGGUGGGAGAUUAUUUGGAUUACAUAGUGUUUUAGAAAUUUGUAUGAUCAAAUUUGACUCGGUUCUAUGUUUUGCUUUAUCUUUGUCUAUAUUAAGAAGGUACAAUCAACAAAUCUGAUAGAAUGCUGCAUAACCUGGUAAUUCUUUCAUCAUGGACCUGUUCAUUUUAUUUAUGCAAGGGUAUUCAGUAAGGAAGGAUUUCAGAGAAUCAAAUAAUUUCUUUACUGCAAACUGUAGCAAAUGUUACUGAGCUGUUUUUUUCUUGGACCAGAAUAGAUAGCUGUCGUUUUAUUGUACAUGUCAGGACUGCCAAGUAUUUCUUGAGAAACUGCUGUCUGUAGGAACGUUAAACAGUUUGGAAUUCUGUUCUCCCGUGCUUUGGGGAAAUAAUCUGAUCAGGGUCAUGAGAAAAUCAGUAUCUUCACUGGAAAACUUAAUACGGUGGUUUGUACCUUAUGGCUUGGAGAUACUGAUGGGAUCCUCAGCAAUUCUCUCGUACAUGGGGGACAUCCCAUUCUCUCUCUUUUUAUUAAAGCAGCAGACUUACUGAAUCUUUUCCUAAUAAUCAUUAUGGGUCCUUCCUGACAUUUGAAAUCUAUCAUACUGAAUCCUGAGAGAUCUCCUAUAAAAUGCUGAGGGAACCAGGGAGGCCCAAGGUACACUUAAAAUCUUCAUUCCUAUACUGGGACUAUUAACCAGUUCUCGCUGUAUUCCCUAUUUAAGAAUAAGGAAUAUUGCUGCACUCAGUAAUAUCUCUACCCAUAAAUUUCUAAAGGCUUAUCUACAUGAACAUUUAGUUCACGACGAGCUGGCAUGUGAAUCUAUCCCCUGCUAACCCAAUGCACACUAAGUGUCCACCUAGACCCUGCUGCAGUGCACUAAAAACUCCCUCGUGUGCUUUUGAUCUACCCUGAAGCAUAAUUAAAGUUCAGAAUUCCAGAUACAGACUUCCUUUUUUAGGCUGCAUGGGUUUGUUUGUGUUUUUGUAGUGACCAGGCAGAAGGCUGGCAUGUUGCGGGAAAAGCUACCUGUCACUGUCCCCAUGGUUGCUGCAGCUGCUGUGUGGGAAGAGAGUACAGGUUUAUAACUGAAAGGGAAGUCAUGCCACAAUGAAGAAGUUGUUGAAAUCCUAGGUCCCCCCUCAUAUAUCACCUCCAACAAGCUAAUAUCCUGUGUUAGUGUCUCCUUCAUGAAGGCAACUUCAAGCUUUAGGUAGAUGGUGGUGAUGAAGAAGAAAGCAUUCCACCCUUCUUCCCCUAGAUAACUACACUAUGUCUCUGCAGCAAGAGCGCUCUUGUGGUUAGAAGAAUCUUGUUAGGCCAUUGCACUUGGUAUUGGAAAAAGUGAGGGCCUCCUAGUCACACAGUUUGGCUCAGUUGGUGAGGUAUGAGAGAGCUCACAUAGAGUUCCUGUCGAUGCCACUACGGAUUAAGUGUAGACUCUCUCUCUAAGGAACUCUCUUUAAGUUUCUUUAAAGUUUCAGUAGUUUGUGGUUUUGGGAAAUAGGACAACAUAACUUCAGAGUCACAAAACAAACUUCUCCUCUUGGUUCUGCAGAGAGGAACUCUAUUGCAGGGGUCGGCAACCUUCGGCACAUGGCCCAUCAGGUAAUCCGCUGGUGGGCUGUAAGACGUUUUGUUUACAUUGACUGUCUGCAGGCACGGCUGCCUGCAGCUCCCAGUGGCCGCGGUUUACCAUUCCCAGCCAAUGGGAGCUGUGGGAAGCACUAGUCUGGCACUAAAAACAAGCUGCAGUGCAGUCUGAGUCUUGUUUUUUCAGAUAAUCUGUAUAAAUUUACAGUACAAGUUAUGCAGAUCUACUGUUUUCCUAUUUAAGGGCCUGAUCCAAUGCCUACUAAAGGCAAAGGGAGUGUUUCCAUUGACUGCAAUGGGCAUUGGAUCAGGUCUGAAAUAUAUAAAGUGGAGAACAUUUUAAAGUGUCAUAAUAACAAUAUGAACCUUUAUUUCUAGCUCAUGUUUUCCAUCAUUUUCUUUGCUAUUUCAUCUAGAUAUCAGAGUACGCUUAUAAUGAAUAUCCCCAAAUUCUCCCAGCAUCCCUUUUGUAAGCUGUAAUGUUUUGGACCACUAGUCUACAGUAUUGCAGUAUGUAUUGUAAAGAAUAUUUGGGAUAGCUUCAUUUUAGCUCAUUGCCGCCUUCUGCUUGAGUCUGCAAUUAGUCAACAAGAAGUUUAUAACAUCACAGUCAUGGCUCUGGGAAUAGACUGUGAUGUCACAGAUGCACCACUAUAGGCUUCAUUCACUCCACUGGAUAGGUGACAUUUGCACUGCUGCCUUCACCCAGUAAUUUCUCCAUGGGAGGACAGGUUAAAUUGUUGCUGGGGUGGUGUGGGAGUCCUGUUGGCAAAUACUUCCUGGGAGAUGUGCUGAAUUUGGCAUAUCCUCAGAGUGCUCUGGCCAUGCCACUGUGUCCAGUGCCAUCCAUUUUUUCGGCUAUGUUGCCUACCACUAUGGCCCUUUAUGGAAUGAUGGCUCUGGAUGCCAUGUGAUGCUGUUCCUUUCCUCCUUCUGUACAGACUUUCCUUCUCUGGAUGCCCAGGAAUUAAUCUCUCUGAGAGAUUUCCUUGUCAUGUCUGGGUUCACUAAGGAGUAAAGGUUUUCUAAAGGAAUCCUCCACUUUUUUUCUUGUCCAGUCACCUUUUGUUUUUCCAAACUCCUUUUAUUAUGAUUUUCGAAAUCAGUCAAAAGACUGAUAUAUCAGUCUUUUCACUAAUUUUUAAAAUAAUAAUAAUAAAAUGAGUUUGGAAAAAUAUAUACAUAAAUACUUGCCAUUUUCAAUCAUACCUUUUUAUAAAUGAUGUUACCAACUAACCAAAGGCUGGAUUUUGGUGAUAAAGGUCCAAAUUCUGUGCUGACUUACACCCUGUAAAUAUGAUUGGAGCAAAUGGAGAAUUUGGCUACAAAGUAGCAUGUAUUGAGACUGGGUUUCAUAGAGGAUAUUAUUUUAAAAUAAUUUCUAGGUGAUUUCUGGGGAAUUACAUAUAUAUUUUUGUAUUAGUUUUAAAUUUCUUGCCAGCAUAAAACAUUAAAAUAGCUGAAAUAAUGUUUUGUCACUAGGACUGCUCUUUGGCAGUUGACAUCUGGCAUUUGUACAGUGAAUGCUUUAAAAAUGUAAUUGAAACAGGAUUUUGAUAGUUGAAAAUUAUGAAAUUACUAACACAUUUACUAGCCUGUUUAAUAAACGUGAACUGGCAAAUGUUCCUAAAAGAACCUCAAAUAUCAAAAGGAAGUUAUACUUACUCCCUUCUUUUUAUACAUGCUGUACAACUACUGGAAAACAGAAUAUCAUUUGCUAUCUGAUUCUGUUAAUUGUUUUCACUGGGGUAUAUUGAGCCCUGCUAGGACUAUCUCCAAAAUGGUGGACUUUUGAAAAUAAAAAGUAAUAACAUGUCUAAAGAAGCUGUGGUAUAGUAUCUCCAACCAGCAAACCACAUGGGGCACUCCGUGAACAUCAAAACAGCAUUCCUUGUUCUCUCCACAACAGUGUGAAAAUAUUUGGCCUGAUUCAAAGGGAGUUUGGGGUAAUUGCAGCCUCAGGAUGGCACCAUACAAGCCCCGCUUCCAUUGAGUGCUUCUGGGAAUUGGGAGGUGACCUUAGUGGCUGGAGCUAGUCCCACUUUCACCACACCUCUACAACCAGCAUAUUAUACCAGAUCCUAAUUUACCACCAGUAUUAUAAAGUAUACAGCGACUUCAAGGUUAAUGUAUUUUUUGUUGUGUUGACUUUCAAAGAUGUUAAGAAACCACAGCUCUUCCUGAGAUCAAUAGGUGAGGUAGUGGCUUAUCACCUAUGAAAAUUAGCUUCUUUGUUGCUCUGAAGCACUUCUUGAGACUGAGACAAGUAAGGAUUUUCAUCUCAUUUAAAUAAUUAGGAGUUUUGCCUAUUGGAUUGGGGCCUCUGUAUGCAAAAUGCCAUGCAAAGGAUAAUGGAAAACCUGCAUUGUUCCCCUGGGUGCAAUGUAAAAGCUGAACAAUUCAAAUGUUGAUCAAAGAUAACUUCUCUUCUGUCGUCCUGAUCCUCCUUCCCUAGCACUGUCUUGCAGUAGCAAAGAAAGAUUCCAGUCAGGAUUGUAGUGGAGUUAAACAUAUAUGAUGACACAGUAAGGCAAUGGGGCAUAAGCAGAUGCUUAAAUGCUUUGCUGAAUCAGGGCCUAAAUUAGUCAAAGACUACCAGCUGUCCCUUCCUCCUCAGAGCAGUUAACUUCUCAUCUCCUCAGCAAACAUCACAGUGGCACCACAACAGCUAAGAAAGAUGCUCAAAAGCAUUUCGGUAAGGGGCUGAUCCAAAGCCAAUGUUCCAUUGACUUCAGUGGGCUUUGGUCCAGGCCCUAACUCUAGAAAUAGUGACAGUCACACUGGAAAAAAUUCAGGUUUAAUUAGCUAGAACUGGAAAUUUGCAAGAAAAAGCUUGCAUGUGAGAUUUCAUGUCCUUUCACUAUCAGUCAAUCUCGAAAUACAGAUAGUGAUGCAGAGAGAGGGGCACGAUUACCUCAGAGCCACAAACUUCUCCUUUCUACUCCCAGUUCUGACACUGACCUGCCUCUGUGCUUGGGUUUCCGCCCCCCGGAAUAUGGCAAUAAUAUUUUACCUGCCUUAGAGGUGUUCGAAGCAUUAAUUAGUUGAUGUUUGUGAAGUGCUUUAAAAAUGAAAAUCACUAUACAAAUGACUGAUUUAUUAUUUCAGCACUUCCAUUCAGAUCAGAUCCAGGGAGUGCAAUGGCAAGAAUUAACUAUUUUGAAAAUUUAAAAAGUUGGUUGACAUUUUUGUGGGCAAUUUAGAUAGUUCCUAUUUGAUAACAGCCAGUUCACCCUUCCUGGUUAAGAACCACCCUCACUUUUAGGGUACAGUGAGGAUACUGCCUUCAGACUGUCAAAGAUUUUAAGAGACCAUAUGGAUUUUCCACCCUUCUCAGCAAGUGAAUGUUUUUGCUUUUUAAUGGAAAAAAGAAAGUCCAAAUAAAACACAGAAGCAAAUUAUGAGCUAGAUUCUCAGCUGGCAUAAAUCAUUGUAGCUCCCUUCAUUUGAAUAGAGCUAUGCAGAUUUCAACCAGCUGAGGGUCUGGCUGUACAGUUAUAAAAUUGAUGGAAAUAAGCCUACAAAUCUUUCAAAUUCAUAUGUUUUUAAACUAUUCUAAGAUGAUGCUAUUUAGUUAAAGGUACUUUUCUGUAAACUAGUUGUUUUCCAUAAAUACAUAACACAAGUGGCUCCUUUGGAUGGCUGCAACUGUGAAGUUGGUUGCAACUGUGAAGCAGACAUGUUAUUGCAAUUUACAAUUCUGCCACAUCAAGGUAUGAUAGUGCAAAACCAAAUCAUACUUUGAGUGGGACAGGAUGUGUUUUCCAAUAUGAGACCCUAUUUCAAUAUAUAUGUAAAAUAAAUGGAGCAUACAAUAUUCUGUGUAUUCAAGUACUGUAUAGUGCAUGGGGUGAAAAAAAAGUUAAAAAUAAAGUUUCUAUGAACCAAGUAAAAAGACGAAAACCUUUAUCAUAGCAAUGAAGAUUUACCAAUAAAUACCUGUUUCACAGAAAUACAUACCUUCCAAAGAGAGAUUGUCUCUGAUGAAUUCAAAUCAUGCAACUGUUUUCCAGUCAUUGUCAAAAGACUUUGUUAGACUUUAAUGAGGCAAUUAUAGUUUUUUCUAGUACCUAACUGCUUGCUUUUGGGCGAGGGGGGGGAGGGUUUCCCCCUUUUCUGGUCACUUUUGCAUUCGAUAAACUCAUUGUUUAAGAAGUUCUUUCUGUAAUUUAUAUCAAAGGUCCAAUUCUAAUCUCAGAUGCUACUUGUCUUGAAAACGUAGUUGCUGUUUGUUCUUCCUGUGCUCUGUGCCAUUUCUCUUCAUCACAAUACUAAUGUACGGUCAUAGACACUGAACCUCUGGAAUUAGUUUUGAUCAUUGAGUACCAGUGUUCAUCAGGAACUAGAAAAUAGACUGGCUGUAACAUAGUCCUUGGUUUUAGCCUCGACUGAGUGCAAUGAAAUAGUGAAUCUGUAUAAUAAUCAUAAUGCACUCACAGUCAAUGGGGCAUCAGUGAAAUGCAAGUCAAUUUCAAAAGUUCUGGGGAAAAGAUCUAGGCCUCCUUUAUAAACCUGACUUAACGAUAGUCUAUAAUACUGCAAAGGGAAAAACGUUGAUUAUUAUUGUAUAGCUCAUCAUAAUUCCUAUCCAUCCUCUGUCCUGUACUAUUCUAGUUACCUUUCCUGGUUUUAUUGUAUAUUUUUCUACUCUUGGCAUCUUUUUUCUUCUCUUUGGGUCUCUUUUAUUUUGCAUCAGUCUCUGCAUGUACCUCCCUAGGUCCUUUGUGGAAAGCCAUGUUUCAUAGACAUCGUAAGCGUGCUGCCGAGUUUUUAAUGUGUGUAAAGUAUCUGUGUGGAGUAUAAUAUAUGAAAGAAAUAUUUUCAUAAUUUUUCACGUGUGAGUUUAUAUAUGUUGUAUAUGUGUCCAAUAGAUAAAAUAUAUGCUGUUUAUACACAGUAGAUGCAUCUUAGAAAGCUUCUACUGAUCUAAAGAAGAUAACCAACAAUUCUGCAUUUUGUAUAAAUUUGAAUUCUGUCGUCCACUGAGAUCCACAUGGCACAGGAACAGAAGGAGUCAAUUACUGCUACCUGAUUCUCUGACUUCCCCAGCAUAAGUUCUGCGUACCCAACGACUAGUCUUAUUUAUGACAACCAGCAAUAGAUCCUAGACUAUUCAUACACCAGCUGCGAAUUAGCAGAGCUGCACUCUUGUCCAUCCUUGCCCUUUCCUUUCCUGACAUCCUCCCUGUGCCAGAGUGGAGAGGCAGUUGGCAUAGGAACUGGCUUGGCCAGCUUUACAUCUGUGGAGCUCUCUAAGGAAUUCCGAUCCAGCCAGCUGUGACUCGAUUCUGGGUUAUUUGUGCUACUAAGGGAGCACCAUGUGGUCAGAACUGAGUCAGAGAAUCUGGCUCAGGGAAUAUCCCUGAAACAGUUUUGAUUCUUUCAAAACAGAAGAAACUUAAAGUGUAGCAGUCACAUGGGGACUACAAAUAUUUUUUGUUAAAAGUGGGGCUGAAGAAGAUUCAAAGCAUUCCCAUGUGUUUCCAGAUGCUUAAAAAUCAAGAAGUCUAUUAUAUGGCCGAAGUGCUGAAAACCAUGAACCAGUACCCAGUAUAGCACAGAAAUGCAACAAAUUUUCAGUCAUUCAGAGACCUAGAUUUUUGUUUAUUUUGCAUUUGAAGAAUAAGCACUUAUUCCUAAAUCAGAAAAAUGAGAUCUGCAUUUGUAAGUCAUUUUCUACUUUCCCCGAUUUUAAACAGGAGUAGUAGUGACAUGUAAUCUCAUGGAAAGUAAGGCUUCUAAAUUGUUCAGUUAGAUAUAUGUACAAUAUCUUUUCUUUACGCUUGUGUUUUGUAAUGUGUCACUACUGAUUUCCUCUGGCUAUCACUGAAGGCCCAUGGUGAAAAACAAACGGGGCAGAUUAAAGGUGCCUAGUGAUUUUUUUUAAAAAAAAAUUAACAUAAAAGAAAUCGUAGCAAACCACUUUAAUAAGUAAAUGUGAAAUUUAGCAUGUCGAUGAUGAUGAUGAAUGUAUAAGAUUGCACUUGAUUGUUAAAACUGUUGUGCCUAUGAGCUGGGCUAUUUUGUAACAAUUUUGAAAAGAGAGGUUAAAUGAGGAAGGAAAGAUUUCUUUUAGCAAUUUUUAAAAAAUGGACUUCAAUUCAGGCCAUUUACCUUUCUCUCCAUGACACCUAUUGUGGUUCUGGAGAUUGCAACAUAAGCUUUUUCUUUAUAACCAUAAAGAAACUUGCAAGGAAAACAGAUAAUCUCUUCAGAAGGUAAACACACUUGUUUCCUGCCUUAGAAAAAGACUUUCCCCGUAUUUAUAAAAUCUCGCUGGCCUGAGAUUGUAUCAUGUCAUCAGACAAAUUAGAUGGACACAAGACAACAUGUUGUUAUUUUUGUUUUUUUUUAACUCAGGCCACUGUCUGAACAUAAUAACAACAAUUCCAUACUGUAUAUUUUGAGUACAUAGAAUCACGUAUUCUAUUCUAGGGAUGGGAAAUAAGUGAAUGCAAAUAGGCAUUGUUAGUGGCUUCUAGUAAAUAAACCAAAUUGAAAGGUAAAAUAGAUCAACAAUUUGUGUUUUCAUUAUAGAUAUUUUGUAUACACAACCAUAAAUCUGAUAAAAAUUUGUGAAUUCAGGUAAAGGCAAAAAUGUGUCACUGUUGUCAAAUGAACCUGGGCCAAGAUUUUUUCAAAGAUGAUUAAGGCCCAAAUCUUCAAAAGUUCCUCCUUCUGUUGAUUUUAAUGGAAACAGUUCUGCUCAUGGUGAGUACGCUGCACAGAAAGCCCACUGAGGUCAGUGACCGGGUUGUUUGACCUACGCUGUGUUCUGUUUGUGAACUAAACAGUGCAAUUUGGCCCUCAGGAGCUAGAAGUGAAACAGCCCAUAAAGCAGCAAAGAGUCCUGUGGCACCUUAUAGACUAACAGACGUUUUGGAGCAUGAGCUUGUAGGUUUGAUUUCUGUGAACUCUAACCUACCAGGGGACUCUUUCCACAGCCAUCCCUCCCUCCAGCCUCUUUUUUGCCUUUCAACAAGCCUUGGAUUUUCUGCUUUUUAGUUUAAUGUAUUUGCAGAGGGGUGUCUCAAUGAUGGCAAUGAAAUAGGGUUGACUAGAUGGAGAAGGAUUUCACAAACCUCCCAGCUGGGUGAACAAUCACAGUCCUUGUUUAUGGAGAUUUAUGGAGCAUGAAUGCAGGCAAAACUCAAACAACCAAGGCUCAUUUUGAGUACUUCUGAAGCAUGAUUUGAAAUUUUGCAUAUUUGUAGUCAGCAGGAAUGUAGUGUGUGGUGAAAAUGGUACAAGAUGAGCUGACCUGGACCAGUUUGUGUCGGAUAUCUUAUGCACAAGAGAAAGGGACUGUUGAUGCAGGGAUCCUCCCUCUUCUUGCAUCUGGCCAUUAGGGGCUGGCCACAAUUGCAGUACUUGCUCAUUCACACAGAACAAGGGUUCCAGGUUAGUCAUACUAGCCAUUCCCACAGGGGCAGAGUUAUGUGGGUCUUCAAUAUUUUGCAGUCCCUAUGCACAGUGCUUAUUUUCACACUUCCAUUGUAAUCAUUUGUGGAUUUGCAUUCCUUCCUGUUUUACCCCAUUCAUUGAAAAGUGCGAUGGUAAAGUAAUAUUUCAUAUUCUUGGCAUGGUAUUUAAAGUGGAUAAGCAAACAGUUAUGCCUCUGAGAUUGUAUAAUGCCAUGGAUUCAUUGUCCCCCUGUGAAUGAAAUGUAAUAUUUAUUGCAUCAUUUAUAAUGUAUGUAACCUUUACAAGCUGGAUGCUGUGUCAGAAUGACAUGAAUGCUUGGGUGACUAUCUCCUUGAAUCAGCAUCAUUUUGGCACACUCGGGGCAAAAGUACUUGUGCAAAGUGUUCAAACAUCCCAAAAUGUGUUGUUGUUUAGAGUCUUGUGAUUAGGGCUUAAAUCUAAUCCUUUCCAAUGUAGCAAAUAUUUGCUGAUGGCUAAAACUAUUACAAGGACUAAAGUAUAACCUUCCUUUGCCUGGCAAUAACAUAUGUUCUGUUCUUUCAGUAUAAUCUGUUUUAUUUUCGAGUAGUGUGCAGUGCUGAUUUAAAGAAUGUCUACCUUCAAGAUGGCUACGGUGACUGUGCCCAACCAGUGUCUAGACGACUCAAUGUAGCAAAGAGUUCUUUGUGAUAGAACUUAUUGAGCAACCGUAUUUUGUUGUCUUUUUUCUAGUCACCUUUUACAAAACAUACCAUAAGCAUUUCUUGUGAUUUUUAGCGAAGUCUCAUUUGUAAUAUUUGAUAAAGGACCUAGAUUUUAUAGGACUCCAGGCCUUUUUUUCAUUGUUUGAGUCAUAACAAACAUGAUCAGAAGGAACAAGUUCAUUGUUUUGUUUAACUUUGA